Messenger RNA from Bacillus rossius redtenbacheri, 1893 nucleotides. RefSeq names its product ovalbumin-related protein X-like. Gene Ontology annotation, molecular function: serine-type endopeptidase inhibitor activity. Lineage: Eukaryota; Metazoa; Arthropoda; Insecta; Phasmatodea; Bacillidae. The record is from RefSeq and is a predicted model, not a curated record. The transcript has 8 exons. The coding region runs from base 598 to 1803 and encodes 401 amino acids.
UUUUUUUGUUUAUUUAUUUAUGUAGUGAAUAUUUUUUUUUAAUGUCAGGUUAUGGAUUUAUGAGAAGUAAUGUUGAUUAUUUGUGGAUUUAAUGAUAAAACUUCAUUUCUUCAAAUUUUAAAGUUAUUGUUGGUAGGGCCGAAACUUAUGGGUUCGCAUCAUAGACACGCUAGUUAUAUAAUACCAAAAUCAUUUUCUUGCGUACAUAUGACGUAGAAAUGAAGUCAUAUUACACUUUUAAAAACAAAGUUUUAAGUUUUCGCUUCUGUUGACAGUCCCCGUGGCUGAGUUUUUUUUUUUUUUUUUUUUUUUAAAGAUAUUCCAAAUAUGUUUUUGGGAGACUGUGGAAUGUGGAAGGUCCAGCCAGACGAAAACUGUUUAGUCCAGGCAUCUUUAAAAAAGAAUUUAAAAUACUGUUUUUUUUUCUCCUGGCUCAGCAUACGAGCAGAGUCAUCAAGGCGCCCCGUAUCGCAGUUACUAACGACCUCUACAACCACUGGUUGUAAGAAUGCUGGCGUCAACAGACCUGGCCGGAGGUAUAUAAACUAGUCCCUCCCAGCAAGAUGACACGCUGCGUCUGCGAAGUCUUCCGGCAAGAUGGCUUUCAACAUUCAAGUUUUCGUGUUGCUGAUGGUCGCCGCGACCUUGGAAGCUGUAUCACUCUACCGGGCAGUCGACGAGAAGAACAGCACCCACGCCCUGAAAGCUGUGUCGAGGUCCAACAACAACUUCACUGUAGAUCUGCUCAAGGCCAUCGAGGGCGACAGGAACGAGAACCUGGUCAUCUCGCCGCUCAGCCUGCACGCGGCGCUGGGGUUCCUGGCGCAGGGCGCCCAGGGCUCCACCAAGCAGCAGAUCCUGAAGGCCGCCUACCUGCCCAGCGACGACAAUGCCACCAGGGAGGGCUUCAGGGCCAUGCUCCACCCUCUGCGAAACAACACCAACUACACCCUGCACCUGGCGAACGCAGCGUUCGUCGAGAAGUCGUUCCCGCUGAAGCAGUCCUUCCGGGAGGUGGCCCGCUCCAGCUUCAUGGCCGACGCCAAGACCGUGGACUUCGCGAACAACGCCAGCGGCGCCAUCGACGCCAUCAACCAGUGGGCGAAGAACAGCACCGCCGGCAAGAUCAGGAACUUCAUGUCCCAGAACGAUGCUGACUCUAAGACCAAGUUCGUGCUGGCCAACGCGUUGUACUUCAACGGAACGUGGGAGAAGGGCUUCAACGCCUCACAGACGAAGAAGCGCCCGUUCCACGUGAACAGCGAGACCACGGUGCAGACGGACAUGAUGACCACCACGGCGGGCUUCAACUACACGUACAGCAAAGAGCUGGGUGCCCAAGUGCUGGCGCUCAACUACAAGGGAGGUGAUAUCAGGAUGAUAAUUGGUCUUCCUGAUAACAUUGAUGGCCUAGAGGCAUUGGAAUCAAAAAUCGAUGAACUGAAAAAGACAAUGGGAAAAUUGUUCCCACAGACUGUCAAUGUUACUUUGCCCAAGUUCAAGAUUGAACAAGAAAUUUACUACGACAAUAUUCUGCAGAAGCUGGGCAUCACGGAGGUAUUCUCUCCGGAGGCGAACCUGAGUGGCAUCUCUGACGUCAACAGACUGGCCAUCAGCAACGUGAAGCAGAAGGCGGUCAUUGAAGUCAGCGAGAAUGGCACCGUGUCGUCAGCUGCCACAGAAACCACCGGGACAACUUUAUCCCAAACCUACGACUUCAUCGCAGACCACGGCUUCCUGUACCUGAUAGAGCACGUGCCCACUAGCGCCGUGAUCAUCUGCGGGAGAUACACGAAGCCAUAAUCUGAUGCAUCGAUAGUUGGCUGAACUCUACGAGAGAAAAUAAAUGUAAGCCUGAAAACAAAAGCAGUUACGAAUAAAUACAACAGCAAA